Soboliphyme baturini is the source of this 639-nucleotide messenger RNA. NCBI's taxonomy places the organism in Eukaryota, Metazoa, Nematoda, Enoplea, Dioctophymatida, Soboliphymatidae. The record is from the annotation of a GenBank genome assembly.
AUGACGGCUUUCUUUAGAAAUACGAGCUUCCAUUUGUGGUCUGUCGUUUGCUUGACCGUCGCCGCAAAUGCGUUGUUGCUGAUGGAAGUUUUCGCGUUGUUGGCGAUUGUCUUCUCGAUCGUCAGCGCCUUAGUUCUCUUUUCGUGGCGGUAUCUUCGACGGCAACCGUCGGCCUCUUUGCCAAAGUACAAUCUUCUUCCGCCGAUGAAGCGGCAAGACAUGACCCUGCAACAGCUGAUGGAGUACGAUGGCAAGAAUGAGAACAAACGACUUUUGAUCGCUGUCGAUAGCAAGAUAUUCGACGUGUCCAGCAAAUCAGACCUGUAUGGCCCAGAUGGUCCAUACGGCUUGCUGGCUGGACAUGAUGCAUCUCGCUCCUUAGCCACAUUCACCAUGCAUCCUUCUGCUGUCAAAGUGCAGUACGACGACCUUGCCGAUUUAACGGCGAGCGAAAUUAGCAGCGUUAGGGAAUGGGCUGCGCAAUUUGCACAGAUGUAUCCCUUCGUUGGUCGCUUGUUGAGACCCGGUGAACAGCCGGAUGUGUACAGUGAUGAUGACGAUGAGGAAAAUUCUUCUCAGGACGAAACUGAUAAACUUAGCGAUAAAUCACAAUUAACGGGGAAGAUGUUUGUGCUUUAA